CGCGCCGCUCAGACCCGGCUCGGCAGCCGCCCGGGGCAGCGCAGGAGACCUGCUGCGCCCUCCUUCCUGCGGAGCCCGUGGGACAGCGGUGUCAGCAGCAUGACUUCGGCGGCGGUGGAAAUUUUGGGGCUGGGACUAGGCAUCCUGGGCUGGGUGGGGGUGAUCCUGGCCUGCGGGCUGCCCAUGUGGCAGGUGUCGGCCUUCAUCGACGUGAACAUCGUGGUGGCGCAGACCAUCUGGGAAGGGCUGUGGAUGAACUGCGUGGUGCAGAGCACGGGGCAGAUGCAGUGUAAGGUGUACGACUCCAUCCUGGCGCUGCCGCCCGAGGUGCAGGCGGGCCGGGCGCUCACCGUCAUCGUGGCACUGCUGGGGCUGGUGGCGCUGAUGGUGACCGUGGUGGGCGCGCAGUGCACCAACUGCAUCCGGCCCGGUAAGAUGAAGUCCCGCAUCGUGAUCGCCGGAGGGGCCAUCUACAUCCUCUGCGGGGUCCUGGUCCUCAUCCCGCUCUGCUGGUUCGCCAACAUCGUCAUCAGCGACUUCUACGACCCCACCGUGCCGUCGUCCCAGAAGCGGGAGAUGGGGGCCGCGCUCUACAUCGGCUGGGCGGCCACGGCCCUGCUACUCUUCGGGGGCUGCCUCAUCUGCUGCUGCUCCUGCUCCCAGCGCGACGAGACCUCCUUCCCCGUUAAGUACUCGGCGCCACGGCGGCCCACGUCCAACGGCGAGUACGACAAGAAGAACUACGUCUGAGCGGGGCUGGCCGGCUCCGCAGCCCCGCGGGGCACGGACAGACGGCUGCGGGCCGGGAGCGUCUGCGGGGAGCUCCAGCGCUCCCCUGCCUGGAGGCUUUUCUUAACGGGGACCCCCGUGAAGCGGCGGCCCUAGGCAGGGCAGCGCCCGCUGCCCUCCAGCCCGGCUCCCCGGCGGGUCCGGCCGCUCCGCUGCGGGCGGCGCCGCGCUCGGCGCCGCCGGCUCCCGGUACUGACCGACCGCGCUGCCGGGCGAGCAGAGCCCUCCGCGGCCGCGCAGAGCAGCCGAACCAGCGUCUCCCCCGCCCGGGGCGGCCGGGGGAACCAAGGAGCUCGGGCGAGUCACGGCGGCGUUUACCGGGACGCCCCGUCCGGGCUUCGCCGCCGCCGCCUGCCCGCCCGGCUCCUGCCGCGGGCCUCGGCCCUUCCCCGGCGUUAUCGUGACACUUACUUGUGAGUACUUUACCGCCCGCUGUCGCUGCCGGUGCCUCGGGGCACCGCCUGACUGCUGGCACCGGGCGUCGGAUGCGCCCUGUAGCCGAGGAGCAGCUUCCUAUCUCCGUCAUCUCUCCCAAAAGGCUACAUUUGGCAGUUCCCGCUCGGACUGAUAAGGGGGGGGUUUGAUCUAUUUGGGCAAAUAAAAUAGGGAUUCUGUCCAAAGCAUGACACUAACCUUGGUCCUUAAUCCCGCAAGCAGUAACUGUUUGGAGAAAGUUACUUGGCUUUCUUCAGUUGUUUCAGUCCCUCAGUGAAAUGUAUUGGUCUGUGUAUAUGAAACCUUGAAAGAGAUUUCAGGUAGUUGCUGUCCUUUAGUGGAGUACAAAUCAGAUAACACUGAGUUGUCCCUUGAGGUUCUUCAUCUCUUCUCUUUCUUCAGCUUAUGCUCUGUUUUUACUUGAAUAUGAAGUCAUUGCCAGAAUUAUUCGAGGACUAGAUUAAGAAAUCUAGGAGAUCACUGUAUGUCCUAGCUCCAGCAGGGCCUCUGCUCCUCUCAUCUGCACUACAGGAGACUGGAAACAUAAAAACUGCCCCAGAUACUGAUGGUUGGGGGGAAUGAUGCCUUGGUGGCCUUCUUGCCAAGUUCUGCUUGCUGCCAAUUUUGAAAUGUGUGUUCAGUUGGACAUGCACUUGGUUGGCUCCCCACUAUGAUUUUGUUAACAUGUGCUUUCCUUCAUUUACCAAAUCAAGCAAAAAAUUGCUAGAAGAAUUUUACCAAAAAUAUCUUGACUGAGACUUUAUGCCAGGUGAUCGAUCAGUUGUGAAGUCAUGACUCUCACAGCUCUCAGCUCCUCUGCAUUGCCUUGGUAAUACUCUGCAGACUGGAAGGAAGAUGGUUUGGGCAACAUAACUAAUUUUCCUGAGCUCGACACCUCCUGAACUUCACCACAGCCUGAAAUAUUAGCUUACACUUUUUUAUUUUACACUGCAGAGACAAACCGUUUUAAGGGAGGGGCUUAAGGGGAUGUGUGAUACUCCUCCAAUCUAAUUCCUUGUAAAUCCACACAGGAUUAUGCUACUAACGGUGGCAGCAUCAGCAUUGCCAUAAGAUUUCUACCAAGAGUUAGCGAGGAAAUGUGCUGUUUAUACUCCUCAGAGAGCAGCACUACGACCUCAUAGGUCCUCACAAUCACCUACCAAUACAGUGCACACCUGCCCUGAGCAUUAACUCUUGCAGCUUUCUGAUAACACCAAACUUAUGGACUAACCAUAGCUGUGGGUCUGACAGAUUUACAUUGACUCUGUUCUUGCCUUGCUUAGCAAACUUAAAAUCCUGGAGGUAUCAACAAUUCACAAACUGGAAUAAGAGACUAAAGCCUUGCCUUUGCAAAUUUUGAUGUUGAAUAUUGAGCACAAGAUUUACCCUCUUGAAGAUAACUGCUUUUGUUUUUUAAACACACAAAUAACAGGGUCUGUUUUAUCAGACAAUACAAAAGUAGAGCUGUAUGUCUACAACUACUUCUCUAUAAAGAGGUGCAGUUCUAACGCUGUCUCCCUUUAAAUAAAAGCUGUAAUAUUGUUUUUAUGAUGUGAUAUGUAGUUUUGGUACAAGAAUGAAAUGUUCUGUAUUUCAUCAUUGCAACUUUUUAAGAACAGUAUAACCUUGUCAACUGUAAAUGUAUUUAAAUGCAUCUAUUUUGCAAGAAAUCUACCAAAGUUGGCUUGUUAUAUGGUUUGGUGCCUUUAUUUGUUUCAUGACUACUUUAUUUUAAGUUGUAACAUCCAACUGUAUUUGUCACCCACCCUCACCCUUGCUCAGCUCUCUGGUCUCUAGAAAAUGAGUCCACAGAUACUAGCUGAAAUGCUGGACCUCACUCUCUUUUGUCUCAAGUUAAAGAACUAAACCCCGUUGACAAAUGUCUGCAUGUCUCUGAACAGCAGAGCCUUCAGAAGUGCUGCAGAAUUUGCGGUCUGACCAAAAGAUGAACUCUUUCUGGACAGUGCAUCACUAGCAUUUCAAAUCAAAACUGGUGUCUUUGGGAGGGGGAGGGAAACCCACGCCUUAGAAGGGAAUUUUAACAAGCCAAAUUUCUUGUAUCAAGGCAAGGUUGGAUCCUCUUAUAACCAAAAUUCGAAAAAAUUACACAGAAAGACCUCUUGGAAGAAGCCGGUGCUAACUGUGCAUGUGCUACUAAACACAGCAUCAUCCUACCAAAACCAUAACUUGUGGCUGAGGUCAGUGGGGCAGCACCCAACAAUACUUGCAGGAAGUGGGGUCCAUUUGUAAAAAUAUUUUUGCAUUUACUCUCAUCCUUCAGUAUCCUUAGUUGUUGCUGUGCUUUAAAAGACAACCUGAGAGAAUGCUGUUACUGAUGGCACUGGCUUCGGGGUAAAAGUCUAAGUUGGUUUUUGCUAUGAUUUGUUUUCUAAGAACAAAGAUCUAGUCCUGAACUUAAAAACUUGGAAGUGCUCAGGAUCAAGCCUGAACCUCAUCCCAACAAAAAGAUAAACCUAUAGCACUUGUUUACUAUUUUUAUUUUGUAUUUAUGAUUAUAAAAAUAAAAACAUGUAAACCAA
Messenger RNA from Corvus hawaiiensis (hawaiian crow), 3764 nucleotides. It is a transcript of the gene CLDN5, whose product is annotated as claudin 5. The transcript has a single exon. Gene Ontology annotation, biological process: cell adhesion; bicellular tight junction assembly. The coding region runs from base 100 to 750 and encodes 216 amino acids. Gene Ontology annotation, cellular component: bicellular tight junction; plasma membrane. The record is from RefSeq and is a predicted model, not a curated record. Gene Ontology annotation, molecular function: structural molecule activity. NCBI's taxonomy places the organism in Eukaryota, Metazoa, Chordata, Aves, Passeriformes, Corvidae.